Molecule: messenger RNA, 1298 nt
Organism: Galeopterus variegatus (Sunda flying lemur)
Lineage: Eukaryota; Metazoa; Chordata; Mammalia; Dermoptera; Cynocephalidae
Gene: ACBD6
Product: acyl-CoA binding domain containing 6
Exons: 8
Coding region: 303-1151 (282 amino acids)
Molecular function (GO): fatty-acyl-CoA binding; protein binding
Source: RefSeq, a predicted model, not a curated record
ACGUCUCUCUAGCCCCUCCCUGCUGCUCUUGCUCUAGAACCCCGCGCCGUUGAAGGGACCCGGUGCAGGCCCGGGCGCACCGUUGGCCCUGCGGAAGCCCGAGGACAUCGGGUCAGCUGGGGAGAGCGGCCGAGGGGAGCAAAGCCUGCCCUGCAUGCCCAGAGAGUAGAAGUGGAAGGAGGCAGAGUUACGUGAGGGAGCGCGGGGUGAGUGAGCUUGGGUCCGACAGCCGGGCCGCCGAGCCGGCGUUUACACGCGCUCUGAGGAUAGACCCGACACAGGGACAGAUCGAGCAAGGAACCAUGGCCUCACCAUUCCUGCCCGCGGGGGCCACCACAGGCGACAGCGGUGGAGAGCUGAGCUCAGUGGACGACUCCAGUGAUGUGGAAUCCCCCCAGAGCCCCGAGACCGAGGCGUCCAGGAGCCUGACAGAGCUGUUUGAAAAGGCUGCCGCGCACCUCCAAGGCCUGAUACAGGUAGCCAGCAGGGAGCAGCUCUUGUACCUGUAUGCCAGGUACAAGCAGGUCAAAGUUGGAAAUUGCAAUACUCCUAAACCAAGCUUCUUUGAUUUUGAAGGAAAGCAAAAGUGGGAAGCAUGGAAAGCACUUGGUGACUUAAGCCCCAGCCAAGCAAUGCAGGAAUAUAUCGCAGUAGUUAAAAAAUUAGAUCCAGGUUGGAAUCCUCAGAUACCAGAGAAGAAAGGAAAAGAAGCAAAUACUGGUUUUGGUGGCCCAGUUGUUAGUUCUCUAUAUCAUGAAGAAACCAUCAGGGAAGAAGACAAAAAUAUAUUUGACUACUGCAGGGAAAACAACAUUGACCACAUAACCAAAGCCAUCAAAUCGAAAAAUGUGGAUGUGAAUAUGAAAGAUGAAGAGGGCAGAGCUCUACUCCAUUGGGCUUGUGAUCGAGGACAUAAGGAGCUAGUCACAGUCUUGCUACAGUAUGGAGUUGACAUUAACUGUCAGGACAAUGAAGGUCAAACAGCUCUACAUUAUGCUGCUGCCUGUGAGUUUUUGGAUAUUGUGGAGCUACUGCUCCAGUCUGGUGCUGACCCCACUCUCCGAGACCAGGACGGCUGCCUGCCGGAAGAAGUGACAGGCUGCAAAGCAAUUUCUUUGGUGCUGCAGAGGCACAUGGCUGGCAAGGCUUAAUCAGAAGACUGGAAUCCCACAGUCUAUAAUAGCAAAGGGCUUCAAUGAUGAAAGAAAACUGCAAAAAUAAUACUUCUUUUACUGCCCAUCCUUGGCAUGCACUGGCUAAUAAAAUCAGUUCUGAGGAACUGGGAUUUUGAAGUCUCA